Mya arenaria is the source of this 2415-nucleotide messenger RNA. RefSeq names its product multiple epidermal growth factor-like domains protein 11. NCBI's taxonomy places the organism in Eukaryota, Metazoa, Mollusca, Bivalvia, Myida, Myidae. The transcript has 6 exons. The record is from RefSeq and is a predicted model, not a curated record. The coding region runs from base 555 to 1601 and encodes 348 amino acids.
UACUAAUAUAUGAAGUUAAAUAAACGUAUCCCUACCGAGGCAGUACACGAAAUAAAGUAUAGUUUGAUUUCGUAAGUAAAUGACCAUAGACGAAGAAAUAAAAUUCAUCAAACGGACAUGUGUUUCUUGCGUCAUAAAAACACGUUCAGGAUUACCAAGACGUCAAAUAGUUCACGGAUCACUCUAACUUGAGUUAUCCGUACACUACUAUAAACUGUAUCUUAUUAUGAAAGUAGGGCAAGAAGAGCAUUCAUUCAGGAAAUAGUUAUAUUUGUUACAAAUAACACUUUUCCAUAAAAAAGAACGAUAAUAGUGAUUUUACAAACGAUUUGAAACUGUGAUUCGGAGAGUGUGUCUCAAACUGUGAUUCGGAGAGUGUGUUUCAAACUGAGAUUCAAGACGCCAGUCAGUAUACGACCAAUUAUGCUGAAAUAAAUUGUUAUUAAUAUGUAAAACUUCAAUAAAUAUUUAACCAUUCGGUUGAGUGGUACCAAAACUGCGAUAACUACUUACAAAUCCGUGGGAGGUUAUUAUAGAACAGGUAUUUAACGGUAAUGAUGAGGAUUCAUUUUGCUCUUUGGUUCUAUCUAUUGAAAUGCUCUUUGGGAGCAUUAUCGCCAGAAUGCGCAGAAGUUUGUAGUUGUUGCAAAAAUGAUAGUUUUUGUAAUGCUGAGGAUUCAAACAAUGUCUGCGUAGGUAGUUGUGUUGAUACGGUCUGGGGUCAUAGAUGCCAUCACCGCUGUAUGAACAACUGUCAAGUAUGUUCACAAGCGCAUGGUGACAUUUGUUAUGUGUGCAAGGACACUUUUUAUGAUAAGGUUGCCCACUGCAACAAGAGCUGCUCCGUUGGUUGUGUCGGUGGCAAUUGUCAUGACGACGGAUCUUGUAUAUGUUUGGACAAUUUUGAAGGCGUUAAAUGUGAUAACUGCACUAUUGGGAAGUACGGCGAAAAUUGUACAAACGUUUGCAUAACUCCUAACUGUCGAUGUUCCGAACAAUAUAAAUGUGAGUCAUGCAAAGUGGGGCACUACGGCUCUAUCUGUGAACACGAAUGUUCUACUGGUUGUCUAAACGACGGAUGUUUAAAAAACUCCGGGGAUUGCAAUAACGGAUGCAUCUUAAAUCACUACGGAUCCAGAUGUGAGAACGAAUGUCCUCAAACGUGCAAGCCAUCCGAUUUAAGCUUGAGGUGCAACGGAACGGGGAAAUGCUUAAACGGGUGCAUUGACGGUUAUUCGGGGAACAAAUGUGAUUCAUAUACGACGGAAUUAUUAUCCCAGUCCGGACCUGCACAAGGCCUUACCACCGGUGUUGGUGUCGGAGGUUUCCUUGCUGGCGUGAUUGUUGCCAUUGUCGUUGUAGUUAUCCUAUUAAGACGCAGAACUGCUGGUGAAAAUGCAACUGAGAGACAAAACCCGUCUAUAAAUUUGUCAACAAUAGAAGUUCAAGAUGAUUCUAGGGUCGUUGGCAUUUACGCGACUCCGGUAGAGGGCGACCAAGCAGAGCACAAGUAUGAUCCCUUACGGUUUCCAUCGAAUGGACAAAGCAAGGACAACGAUAUGAACGAUAUUAAAUACGUCCAUGUAUAUAAUAAUCAGUGACAUAUUUGUAUAAAAUGCUUUCAUCGUAACACUUGAUAAAACGUUUUCAACGUAAAUGUUUAGACGUGCUAAUUGGUCUCGAAUAAUGUUGCCAUCUUAUCUGUAUAUCAAGGCACAUAUCAUACGAUCGCUUCCAUUCGAAUUCAUAUAUCUUAGCAGUAAUACUAUACAUUUAGGCAAAGUGUAUAUGUUUUGCAAGUGAAUUGUGACACCCUCUUUAUUAUAAACUGAACUUUUGAUCUUAUGAUAUUUUGUCGUACGUUCGUUGAUAAGAAGACCCCAACGCCCCCCCCCCCCCCAAAAAAAAAUAAAAUAAAAAUAAUAAUAAUAAAAAAUGUAACAAGUCAGACGACACCGAAUAUCUAGUUCAAUUAAUUGUUAAUUUGUUUUGUUCUUUUCCAAACCUUUCAUAUAAUCUCCAUAAUACAUAUUAGUAUGACCAUGUACAAUUUAUAGAAGGUAUUUGUUGAUUUCAGUGUAAGGUCGUACUUAAAUUUUGAUUAAUAUACUUUCCUAACAACCUAUAUUUUCGGUGUUUUCUAAGCCACUACCCGUGGGAAUCAAGAUAUCAAAGGAAAAUACCAAAUUGAUAUUAACACUGUUGUUAUUUCACUGACUAAACUCCAUGUUUUUAUCGAAAAACAUGAACAAAGACAUUUAAUGGUGUUUAUUGAUAUUUGAAACUUUAUGGUUAACGAAUAAAAAUCAUUUCUAUCCGUCAGUCUGUUUGUCUCUCAAAAACAACUGCGAUUGUUGACUUAAACUAGGAAAGAGUGCAUUGCCCAGUGUUGAGCCCAUCUGCGUAGCAAUCAAU